AUUCGUCGCGAAAAUCAAUCGAAAGAUGCAAAUGAAAAGGAAAUGCGAAGAUCACAAGCAACUCAUCAAGAACAAUUUAGUCGCAAUCAAACUCGCGAUGACAAAUCGACAACCAGCAGAGAUGACACUGAUAUCACCGUCGAUGGCGUCGGCUCUGAUGACGACGUGAAAAUUGCGACCAAUAAUAGUCACACGCACAAUACCGAUCAGCAAAACGAGAGGAAGGAAAAUGCAAAGAAAAAUUCAGAUGAAUAUGACAGAAAAAUGGACAACAAAGAAAGAAUCCAACACAAUUACGACUCAAACAGUUGGGCUAACGCGGACAGAAUCAGUUCAACAAUUUCAGGGAAAUUGUCAAACGAUUCCGAUAGUUCACGGCGAGUCGAAAAUUCAAAAGAAGACGUUGAAAAAUUAUUACAAGAAAGUAGAAAUCACGUCCAAUGGGACGGAGAAAAAUUUGUGCCCAAACCGAUGCAACUGAGCAGAAUCAAUUUGGGCAAAUUUCGUGAUUCUCAAUCGUUUCAAGAUCGCAACGUUCGUGUCCGUUACACGACCGCUGAACUAUCGGCGCCAAUCAAAUUUGUAGAACACGCAGAAUUGACUGUCACCGACGAAUGGAACAAUUUAAAGGAGGAACUUAAAGCCACUACUGAACUCUUAAAUACAACUGUGAACAACUUGGUGAAGACAAAUACCGAACUGAGGAAUGCAAAGAACGAUUUAACUAUUACAAAUAAUAAAUUAGAAGGGACUAAAAAGGAGUUAGAGAAAACGAAGGCCAACGUCAAUAAUUUGUCUUCCCAAUUAAAUGAGACUAAAAAGGAGUUGGUGAAAACGAGGGCUGAUUUAACCAAAAACCUCGAUGGUUUAUCUUCAAAAUUAAAGACGACCGAAAAAGAAUUGGCAGAGACAAAAAUAACGGCCGGGAAUAUUUCAACUGAGCUCAAAAUGAAUUCAAACCAAUUACGUCAAGAUCUAAAAGUCACCGAAGAAAAACUGAAAAGAGAUCUGAGAGCAACCUCAAAUGAUUUGAAAACUGCAAAAACAAAUUUGGCCUCAGCGAGAACGGAAUUGAACAGCACCAAGUCCGCCGUUUCGCAUUUGGCGACCGAAUUAAAAGCGAAUUCGCAACGAUUUGGUUACGAACUAAAAACUGCCGAAGACAAUCUGAGAAAAUUACUUAAAGCAACUUCAAAUGAUUUGGAAACUGCAACAACAAAUUUGGCCUCAACGAGAAUGGAAUUGAGCAGCACCAAGUCGGCCGUUGCGGAUUUGACGACCAAAUUAAAUGCCCGAACGAGUGAAAUAGUCGACAUUGGUAAAAUGCCAACCUCCUGUUGGGAUCUGGAGCGAAUGGGGCACAAACUGAGCGGAUUCUUUUUGGUAAAAGGAUCGAAGAAGAUGGAAAUGAUUUACUGUGACUUUUAUCCUAAUCAAAAUGACAAGCAGAAAUGGAUCGGAUUCGCCGACGUCAAAUCGGCGCCCGUCCAUUUCUACGUCCAGAGAAAUUCUGAAUUUAACAAAACAGAAACUCCGAUUCCGUUCGAGUUGACGCGGGUGAACGAGGGAAAUGCCAUGAAUUUGACAUCGGGGAAAUUCACGGCCCCGAGACCGGGAAUUUAUUUUUUCUCUUUCGCGGGAGUGGCGCGUCUUGAAUCAUCUUCUAUUUAUUUGUAUUCUUCUCUUUAUUUGAACGGGAAUCUAAUCGGGAUGAGUUUUGUUCAAGAGAAGAAGGGCUCCGUUGAUCAAUGGAGUCCGUUGACCCUUCAGUCGACACUGAACUUGAAAAAAGGCGAUCAACUCUGGGUGCAGAUUAAUUAUUCUGGUUCAUCCGCGUAUUUGCUUGACAACGAAUACCACCACACCCAUUACACGGGUUUCAUGUUGGAGGAGGAAAUUGUGGCGUCCCUUUGAGGUUUUGGGUUCAACAUCCGAAAUCGCAAAAUGAACGUCGAGACGAAAAUUUGGGGAGGGGAAUUUUAAGGGGGAAGGGAAAUAAACUAAUUCGUUUUCAAUUCAUAAAGGGAUUUGCCAUUUCUUUACCAAAAUUGAAUUGUAGAUGCAAUUUCACUUAGUGAAUACACUAACCAAGUUUCAAAAUUCUAUAUGCAAAACUCUAGACGUUAUGAACAAAAAACCAAUUUUAAUUGCCAGAUUGACAAAAAACGGAAGGCCUUGAAAUGGGAGAAAAUUCAUUCGAGU
Messenger RNA from Daphnia pulex (common water flea), 2202 nucleotides. Its product is annotated as major antigen-like. NCBI's taxonomy places the organism in Eukaryota, Metazoa, Arthropoda, Branchiopoda, Diplostraca, Daphniidae. Gene Ontology annotation, molecular function: protein binding. The record is from RefSeq and is a predicted model, not a curated record. Bases 43 to 1914 code for a protein of 623 amino acids. The transcript is spliced from 11 exons.